This is a messenger RNA of Adineta steineri, 1071 nucleotides long. NCBI's taxonomy places the organism in Eukaryota, Metazoa, Rotifera, Eurotatoria, Adinetida, Adinetidae. The record is from the annotation of a GenBank genome assembly.
AUGGCAACUUUAUCGGGGGUAUAUAGUGAAAUGUCUCCAACAUUUGGUGCUGCUGAUGCCCUUUUACGUGAUUAUGACAGUAAAUCACCUAUAUGGUUUCGUUGGGCAACAAAUCUUAUCGAAUAUUUUUUUACAUUAUUGGUACUUGCUAGUCUUGUAAUUCGUUAUAUAUGGAAUCAUACAUUUAUUCCAAUAAUGACACGUCUUCAUGUACCUAUGGUACGAAAACGUACACCAGUUUCAUAUCAAAAUGAUACUGUUCUUAUUACUGGAGCUGGUGGUUGUCUUGGUCGAGCAUUAGCUUUUGAAUUCGCAAAGGAAGCUCGAGUUCUUGCUUUAUUAGAUGUACAAAAGAAACCAUUAGAUGAUCUUAAACAUGACCUCCAACAAACUUAUGGAAAAGAAAACUGUCGUAUUUAUACUUAUCGUUGUGAUCUCAGUGAUUUGAAUGCACUUAAAUACACAAUAACAGCUAUUCGUGAAGAAUUAAGUGAUAAUAUCUCUGUAUUGGUUAAUUGUGCCGCUACAGCUCAUUUUAAAGAUAUCGUAUCGCAUACAGAUGAAGAAUAUCAAUACACAUUAAUUGUUAAUACACUCGCACCAAUUCUUAUUACUAAAGAUUUAUUAAGUGGAAUGAUAGCUCGUAAUCAUGGACAAAUUGUUAAUAUUGUCAGCAGUGGCGCAUUAAGUGGAAAUGCAUUUACGUCAUCAUAUUCAUCUUCAACUGCUGCUUUACUUAAUUUUACAGAAACACUUAGUCAAGAAUUAAUUCUUUUGAAAGCAACUGGUGUUCGAGCAACAUCUGUUUUACCAUUUUAUCUUGAUGGUGGAAUCUAUACAACAUUACGUAAAUUUGGCAAAGAAAAAGUUUUAGGUGUAACUCCACAACGUUUCGAUGUAGCAGCACGUGAAAUAAUGUGUGGACUUAAAUCAACUCGUAGUCCAAUCUUUUUACCUCCACUUCAAUUACAUAUUACACGUUUAUUACGCGCAGUUCUUCCGGAUGAUGUUUGGAAUCCAUUCUUUUUACAUGUACUUGGACGUACACCAACAUGUGUCAAUCAUUAUUAA